AUGGAGAAAACAUCCUCUUCUUCCUUUCUGCUAUUACUGUCGUCGUUUUUAUUAAUAGCUCUUCAUGUUAUAUCAAUGAAUAUCAACACAGAUGAAACUUCUCUUCUAGCCUUGAAAUCUCACAUCACUAAUUUAGACUCUGAUCAUAUUCUUUCGACUAACUGGUCUUCUUCAACUUCAGUUUGUAACUGGAUUGGAAUCACUUGUGGCUCUCGUCAUCAAAGAGUUAUUGGAUUGCAUAUUUCAGACAUGAAUAUUAGUGGUACCAUCCCACCACAACUUGGCAACCUCUCUUUUCUUGUUUUUCUUGAUCUAAGCCUCAACAAUUUCCAUGGUGAACUUCCACCAGAAUUUUCUCAUUUACGAAGAUUGAGAGAAAUUGAUCUUAGUUACAACAACUUCACCGGAGAAAUUCCAAUAGGAAUAGCCACUCUCCCGCGUUUGAAAGGGUUGAGUUUGGCAUUCAAUGAAUUACUUAAUGGCACCAAUGCGCUCUCCAUAUUCAACAUCUCAACACUAGAAUAUUUGGAUCUCGGAAAUGCUGGUUUAACUGGUGAUUUCCCUUCUGAUUUAUGUCGCCGUGUUCCUAGAUUGAAAUCCCUUGGACUUGACUCCAACAUGUUAAGUGGAAGGAUACCAAGAACCAUAUCUGAAUGCUCGGAACUUCAACUCCUAUGGUUGAAACAAAAUAACUUUGUUGGAGAAAUUCCAAGAGAAGUAGGUAAAUUACAGCUGCUGGAAGAAUUACAUCUUUCAGAAAACAAAUUACAAGGCACAAUUCCAGAUGAGAUCGGCCAUCUUUAUAGCUUGAAGAAGUUAUUUAUAGGAAAAAAUGAGUUAACAGGCUCAAUCCCUCUGACCAUAUUCAACAUUUCAUCACUUGAAUGGUUAGUUAUGAAUGCUAACAAGCUUGAAGGAUCUCUAGCAAGAGAGAUUGGAAAUUUGACUAUGCUUACACUACUACAUCUUUCAGAUAAUGACCUGACUGGUGUAAUUCCAUAUGAAGUUGGUAAUCUAAAGUACUUGACAGACGUUGCAUUCUCUCGCAAUAACUUAAGUGGAUCGAUCCCUAUUGGUAUCUUCAAUAUCUCAUCCCUUGAAUCUUUUACAAUCAUAGAUAACCACAUUUCAGGUGAUCUUCCUUCCACUAUAGGCCAUGGGCUACCUAAUGUUGAACUAAUACUGCUAAGUGGAAACAACAUUAACGGCAUCUUACCAAGUUCCAUCUCAAAUUUCUCUAAGCUUCAAUUUCUUGAACUCGCUAGAAAUGAACUUACAGGUUCAAUUCCGGAAUCUCUAGGAAAUUUAAGACUACUUAAAAAUCUCAACUUGUAUGGUAACUCCUUCACAGGUGAUUUGACCUUUAUUACUCCUUUGGCUAAUAGCAAAAACUUGACAAGAUUGCUAUUGUCUUUCAAUCCCCUAAAUGCAAUGCUUCCCAAAUCCAUUGGCAAUCUUUCUUCUCUUCAGUAUUUUGAGGCGACAGGAUGUAACCUCAAGGGCCAUCUUCCAAACGAAGUCGGAAAUAUGAGAAAUUUAUCUACUUUGGUUCUGGAUGGUAAUGAUUUUACUGGAACUGUCCCGAUGACGAUAAGUUCUUUGAAAAAUCUUCAAAGGCUUUCACUUGGUAGAAACAGAAUAAGUGGUCAUUUUCCAACUGUUUUAUGUGAGCUACCCAACUUGGGCAUGCUAACACUUUCACAAAAUCAAAUGUGGGGAAAUAUUCCUAGUUGCUUGGGAACUGUGACUUCCCUAAGGGAAGUUUAUCUUGAUUCCAAUAACUUUAGUGCUAGCAUACCUUCAAGUCUGUGGAACCUCAAAGACAUUUUAAAGCUGAACUUGUCUUCUAAUUUCUUCAAUGGUUCUCUACCACUAGAAAUUGGAAACCUCAAGGCUGCAAUACUUCUAGAUCUUUCCAGAAACCAUAUCUCAGGCAACAUUCCAAGUACAUUGGGAGGACUACAAAAAUUGAUUCAACUAUCUCUGGCUCAUAACAGAAUUGAAGGAUUUAUUCCUGAGACAUUUGGGAAACUCAUAGAGUUAAAUGCAUUGGAUCUUUCGAAUAACAAUAUGUCUGGUGUGAUUCCAAAGUCAUUAGAGGCACUUAAGCAGCUAGAUUCCUUUAAUGUCUCAUUCAACAGGUUACACGGGGAAAUUCCAAAUGGAGGACCUUUUGUUAAUCUCUCUUACCAAUCUUUUAUGUCGAAUGAAGGAUUGUGUGGUAACCCUCAAAAGCAUGUUCCAGCUUGUCCUUCUAUUUCAAAGAAUCAGUCCAAGUCAAAGAAAAGAAGACUGAUAUGGAUUAUAGUUGCCUCUUCAGUUAUCUCUGUAAUAGGGCUUGCCUCAGCAAUAGUUUUCGUGUUGAUGAGACGUCGAGGUAAAACAAUCAAUGCUGAUGAUGAGUGGUCACCUGAGGUAACACCACAAAGAAUUUCUUACUAUGAACUUCAAAGAGCAACUCAGGGCUUUGAUGCAAAUAACUUGCUAGGUAGUGGAAGUUUUGGUUCUGUUUACAAAGGGGCAUUAGCAGAUGGGAUGAUUGUAGCUGUCAAAGUUUUCAAUGUGCAGAUGGAAGGUACAUUUCAAACCUUUGAUAGAGAAUGUGAAAUCUUUCGGAAUCUUCGUCACAGAAAUCUUACCAAGAUCAUUAGCAGCUGUUGUAACUUGGAUUUUAAAGCACUGAUACUUGAGUACAUGCCAAACAAGAGCUUAGACAAGUUGCUAUAUUCUCUAGAUUACUGUUUAAGCAUAAUGCAAAGAUUGAAUAUCAUGGUUGAUGUUGCAUCUGCUCUGGAAUAUCUCCAUCACGGUUACUCAGUUCCGGUUAUUCACUGUGAUCUGAAGCCUAGCAACGUGUUACUUGACAAAGACAUGGUGGGACACCUGACUGACUUUGGCAUUGCCAAACUUCUAACCAAGGAAGAAUCAAUUGCUCACACUACAACCUUUGCUACAAUUGGUUACAUUGCUCCAGAGUAUGGAUUGGAAGGCCUUAUAUCCAAGAGGUCUGAUGUUUAUAGUUAUGGUAUCAUGCUGCUGGAAACUUUUACGAAGAAGAAACCUAAUGAUGAAAUGUUCACUGGAGAUAUGAAUUUGAGAAGCUUCGUGCAUAAUUCACUUCCUGAUGAGCUGGAUCAAAUCAUAGAUGUUGAUUUACUAACAGUAGAUGAACAAAACUUAAGUCAAAAGCUGCAAUGUGUGUCAUCCAUCAUGGAGUUAGCAAUGAAUUGCACGUCUAAUAUUCCAGUUGAAAGGAUGAACAUGGCUGAUGUUGUAGCAGCACUGGAAAAGAUCAAACAGAAGCUUUCUUCCUGUUAUUGA
Messenger RNA from Solanum dulcamara, 3321 nucleotides. Its product is annotated as LRR receptor-like serine/threonine-protein kinase EFR. Gene Ontology annotation, biological process: protein phosphorylation; hormone-mediated signaling pathway. The transcript has 4 exons. Gene Ontology annotation, molecular function: protein kinase activity; protein binding; ATP binding. Gene Ontology annotation, cellular component: plasma membrane. The coding region runs from base 1 to 3321 and encodes 1106 amino acids. The record is from RefSeq and is a predicted model, not a curated record. Lineage: Eukaryota; Viridiplantae; Streptophyta; Magnoliopsida; Solanales; Solanaceae.